GCGGAAUUCCGACACUAUAUGAGCUCGCGCGCCUCGCUACAUUGUCAGUUGACGUCUAGAGACCGUGUGGAACAUACAUCGUUAGAAACUGUCUUUGUCUUUCUCUAAGAACUCACCCUCUAGUAACCAUGACUGACUACCUUGUAAGCAAAUGGAAGAUCUGGUACAAGUCUCUUGACGUCAACCACGAUGGAAUUAUCUCCAUCGAAGAUGUGGAGGAGUCACGGAACAAGUUCACUGACCUCCACAAGCUCGUUGGAGAUAAGUCUACCGGCGUAAAGGUCGAUAUGCAGAAAUGGUGGGAUACUUACAUCUUCCUCACCCCCGGCGCUGAGAUCUCCGAAACUCAAUUUGUGGAAAACUUGGGAAACUCAUUCAAAAAGGACAAAAAAGCUUUCUUGGCAACCAUGACCGCUUGCUUCAACAUGAUCUUCGACGUCAUUGACACAAACAAAGACAGGUCUAUCGAUUUGAAUGAAUUCAUCUAUGCUUUCGCUGCAUUCGGUCACGAAAAUGAGUCCGUAGUCAGGACAGCUUUCGCCUUGCUCAAGCCAGACGAUAAUAAUACCGUACCACUUCGUACCGUUGUCGACGCCUGGAUCUCCUUCGUCACAUGCGAGGAUGCUAGUAAAACCGACGUUAUCAAGAGUGCUUUUGAAAGUUAACUUAUGUGACAAUUAAUUGAUUUUAAAAACACAUGAAAAAACCCAAAUUGUAAAAAAGACAAAAUCUGUUUACCUCUGUGCAAGGUCCCUGUUCGAGUUCGUGAGGGCUACUAAGUCCGGAAAACUUGUUUGGGAGGAUAUCGUCUGUCCUACAGCGGUUUUUUCACUGUAGGGACUUCCGGUCUGGAUAGGGUCACUUCCGAUUCCGUCAGUUUAAACCAAGGAGCGCUCCUACAUUACAACAAGAGGAUGAGGUGUUAGUCGACUAAAAGGGUUCGCCAUACCAACCUGGCAACUCCAGAGUUCCAUGGUACAAUACACAUCAGGGAGAUUUUUUAUUAUACACAAAGCGCGCUUUUGUAUUAUAGGUGUUGCCAUUUAAUAUUGUUGGACAAGUUCAUUCAAAGAUAAUUUUGUUUUAUAGAUAUAUUGAGAUAUAUUUAUUUUACGUCAGGCAAUCGACUCAUGUUACUUAAUUUAUCUCCGUCUCAUUCCCACAAACGCUUGAUCCAUAUGUUGGUCCAAUAAAUGUUACUACCUAAAA
Molecule: messenger RNA, 1209 nt
Organism: Mizuhopecten yessoensis (Yesso scallop)
Lineage: Eukaryota; Metazoa; Mollusca; Bivalvia; Pectinida; Pectinidae
Product: sarcoplasmic calcium-binding protein
Exons: 2
Coding region: 129-665 (178 amino acids)
Molecular function (GO): calcium ion binding
Source: RefSeq, a predicted model, not a curated record